CAGUGACAGUAAGUUGACUAACUGUUCAAGACCUCUCCCCUUCACUUCACUCUACUGCAGGGUGGGAGAUGCAACAAUGGUCUUGAGAACAGCAGGAAGUGUGUUGAUGGUCUUUCUCUGGUCUGUGACAGUGGUACUGGGUCAGUAUGGCUGGAGAGUGACUUACACCACUCAGAGUAUCUGUGUCUUGAAGGGGUCAACUGUAGAGCUGACCUGCUCUUACACAUAUCCCAGUGGUUAUACAAUCACAACAACCUUCUGGUUCACUAAAAUAUAUGCUGAGGAGAAUUAUGUGAGUCUGAAGGAUGACCCAGACUACAAAGGACGUGUGACGUACCGUGAGGAUGAAGAGAAUGGACACACCCUGACAAUCACAGACCUGAGAGAGAGUGACUCAGCUACGUACAUGUUCAGAUUUACAGAUCAGACUGGAGGAUGGAAAUAUUUUGGCAAACCUGGAGUCACUCUGUCUGUCACAGGAUUUCUUCCUUAUUUGUACAAGAACGGACACAAAGUAAAGGAGGACACUUCCAGCCUGGACUCAGACUCCUUUAGUGAUGCAGACAGUUACUCCUGUGCUGUAAAAGGCCAUGGAAGGGGGUCAACAGUGGAUAUAUCCUCCACGUAUGACAGUGGUGAUGAUACGAUCACAUCAUCACACUGGUUUAGUUCUAAACAGAGUUCCAGCUGGAAGGAUGAGUUGGUCCCUGAGGACCUAACCACAGACCCAGGGUAUGAAGGUCGUGCGGAGUCUGUUGGAGAGAAGGAGAGAGGUCACUCCAUCCUGAGAAUCACAGAUCUGAGAGAAGAGGACUCUGCUGAGUACAAGUUCAUAUUCAACACACAAACCUCAGGAUGGGGGUACAGCUUCCCUGGAACAACUCUGACUGUCACAGGUCUUCAGGUGCUGUUUAAGGAUCCAACCAACAUCAUAGAGGGAACGUGUCUUCGUCUGUUCUGUGAGUCCAUAUGCUUUCUGCAGGACAACCCGUCUUACAUCUGGUACAAGAACGGACAACGUCUGUUCAGUCACGAGACCAAGUACCUGAUCCUAGACCCAGUCUGCAGUGAGGAUGCAGGCAGAUACGCCUGUGCUGUAAACGGCCAGGAGGAUCUCGCCUCUGCUGAAAAGACCCUCACUGUCAGAUGUGAAUGGCCCAAAGACCACCUCCGUGUCAAACCCUCUGGUGAAAUAGUGGAGGGCAGUUCAGUGACUCUGACCUGCAGCAGUGAUGCCAACCCACCUGUGGACAAAUACACCUGGUACAAGAAGAACGUAACCUCACCAAAAGCAUCAGGACAGAGUUACAACAUCACUAACAUCAUCUCUGAGGACAGAGGAGAAUAUUACUGUGAGGCUGAGAAUAAAUAUGGACGUCUCAUCUCUUCUUCUGUGUCUGUGGACGUUCAGUGUAAGUUCACCUAACCUUCAUCUAUUCAUUGACAAUCACACAGGUCAACAACAAUAAAGAAUCAUUCGUAAUGUUACACCCUUAUCAUACCAUAUGUUAUAGAAUUAGUAAUGUUACACACUUAUCAUCCUAUAUGAUAUAUAAUUAGUAAUGUUACACACUUAUCAUCCUAUAUGAUAUAUAAUUAAAUAAAUAUUGUUUCAUUUUCUUC
Oncorhynchus tshawytscha (Chinook salmon) is the source of this 1623-nucleotide messenger RNA. Its product is annotated as sialoadhesin-like. The record is from RefSeq and is a predicted model, not a curated record. The transcript is spliced from 7 exons. The coding region runs from base 77 to 1426 and encodes 449 amino acids. NCBI's taxonomy places the organism in Eukaryota, Metazoa, Chordata, Actinopteri, Salmoniformes, Salmonidae.